Molecule: messenger RNA, 306 nt
Organism: Closterium sp. NIES-65
Lineage: Eukaryota; Viridiplantae; Streptophyta; Zygnematophyceae; Desmidiales; Closteriaceae
Source: the annotation of a GenBank genome assembly
AUGAAGCUGCAAAUCAAGGUCGACGAAAACGGAAAGAUUGUUGAUUCCUGCUUCAAGACCUUUGGGUGCGGAUCGGCGAUUGCCUCUUCUUCCGUCGCCACGGAAUGGGUGAAGGGGAAGUCAGUUGACGAGGUCAUGACAAUCAAGAACAGUGACAUCGCCAAGCACCUGUCUCUGCCCCCAGUGAAGCUGCAUUGCAGUAUGUUGGCAGAGGAUGCGAUCAAGGCAGCAGUCAAGGAUCUCCAAAACAAGAGAGGGGUAGCUGACGAUGUAAGCGCUGGUGCUGCUGCUGUGCAAGCAGCUUGA